This is a messenger RNA of Triticum aestivum (bread wheat), 1182 nucleotides long. RefSeq names its product ethylene-responsive transcription factor RAP2-9. Gene Ontology annotation, molecular function: DNA-binding transcription factor activity; DNA binding. The record is from RefSeq and is a predicted model, not a curated record. Gene Ontology annotation, biological process: regulation of DNA-templated transcription. The transcript has a single exon. Bases 145 to 699 code for a protein of 184 amino acids. Lineage: Eukaryota; Viridiplantae; Streptophyta; Magnoliopsida; Poales; Poaceae.
GCCCAGUACCAGUAGAGAGAGGAGAGAGAGAGGCCGACACACACACAGCGGCAGAGAGCCCACGCCUCAGGCAGGCGCCGCACCAGCAACCAACCAGCCCAUCCCCCCCUAGGAGCCGCCGCCGAAUUGGGGUGUGCAGGCACCAUGGAGAGGGAAGCCACGGUCGCCUUCUACCCGCCGGCGCCGGCGCCGCAGCAGCAGCGCCCCACGGCCGCGCAGCCGCUCUCGGCCCGCGCGCCUUCGUCCGGCGGCGGCGUCCCCGCGGGGCGGGGAGGCGGGGGCAGGCAGUACCGCGGGGUGCGGAUGCGCAAGUGGGGCAAGUGGGUGGCCGAGAUCCGGGAGCCCAACAAGCGGUCGCGGAUCUGGCUCGGCUCCUACGCCACCGCCGUCGCCGCCGCGCGCGCCUACGACACCGCCGUCUUCUACCUCCGCGGCCGCUCCGCGCGCCUCAACUUCCCCGACCAGCUCCUCGACGGCGCCCCCGCCGCCGCCGCGCCCGGGGACCUCACCGCCGCCGCCAUCCGCAAGAAGGCCGCCGAGGUCGGCGCGCGCGUCGACGCGCUCCACUCCGGCGGGAUCGGCGUCGGCAUCGGCAUGGGCGGCGCCCCCCCGGCCCCGCCGUCGCCGUCCCAGCGCCGCCGGGCCAAGAACCCCGACCUCAACCGGGAGCCCACCUCCGACACCGACGACGACCAGUGAACCGCUGUAAACCCCCGCCGAUUCUUCAGUUCUCCUCCUCCUCCCGCCGCCUACAUACCUAGUACUAGUGCGUCUUAAUUAGUCGUCGUUAGCAACCAGCAGCGAGCUAGCUAGCGGUAGCAGAGCAUCAACCAUCUCACUGAGCAAGCAGAUACUAGUUCAGUUCAGUCAGUUCAAGAAGAAAGACAUGGGGAAGCAAGCGUGGAUCCGACAGGCAAGGUGUUCGGUGAAAUGCCGGGCGAGCUCGGGGGCCAACCCUACCAAUAAUGGAGCCGCGCGCGACGUCGCAGUCAGCUCGGCCAGGGGGUUACUAAGUAGGGGCCGCGACGGCGAGCUUAGACAAAGGGUGUGCGUGCAGCCAAGCAUGGCGCAUGGCCAUGUGUGUAGUAGCUCCCUUGAGAAGUUGAGAUAUAAAGAGUGUUUGUAAAGGAAGAAGAUACCGAGCGGCAAACAAAAUGAAAGCUUCAAGAAUCAUUCCAUGCA